Messenger RNA from Fragaria vesca subsp. vesca, 1962 nucleotides. RefSeq lists its product as uncharacterized. Lineage: Eukaryota; Viridiplantae; Streptophyta; Magnoliopsida; Rosales; Rosaceae. The record is from RefSeq and is a predicted model, not a curated record. Gene Ontology annotation, biological process: lipid metabolic process; defense response. The transcript has 4 exons. Gene Ontology annotation, molecular function: carboxylic ester hydrolase activity. The coding region runs from base 117 to 1832 and encodes 571 amino acids.
AAGAAGUUUUUAUAUGCUUAUCGGUAAGUUUCCUGGAGAUUGCUGGUGAAUGAUCUCACUGACUAUAUAUAUACGAUCAUUGUUGUUUCUCUAAGCAUAUACCAGAAAGCUUGAAGAUGGUCAGCCAAAACAAGUUUAGCAGCGGCUUAGAAUCGGGGAAUUUUGUGCUGAACUCUGAUCCGGUAAACCGGGCAUGGUGUGCGGUUGAGCAACAAAGACAGAUUAAUCCAAAUGCAGAGCCCUUGUACAAUGAAAUAAUCCAACCAGAAAAUCAGAUCAUCAUAGCUUUUGGCACUCCGCCCAGCUCUCUUGAGGGACAAGAAGGCUUGGUUUCAUCAAAAUAUUUUCCUCACUUUGAGUUUUUGUGCAACAAAAGCAAUCCAGUCUUCUACAUCAAUGAAGCAGCAAUCACACUAUUUCAGUCGCAUUAUGAUGACCUCCUCCUUCUGAAAAAUAAGCUGGUAGAGAAUAGCAAGAGCAAAACCCCACCAUUGAUAAUCAUCACCGGACAAUAUGUGGGAGGCAUUGUGGCUACACUCUUCACCUUAUGGUUGCUAGAAGGCUUCAACGUGCUCAAAACCAAACGCCCUCUUUGCGUUACUUUCAGUUCUCCCUUUGUUGGUGAUGAACACCUUCGAAAAUGUGUGUUAGAAUUUUCGACUUGGAAAUCUUGUUUCUUGCAUGUAGUCUCUGACCAAGAUCAUACACCUAAACUCUUUAUGUCUCGAAAUACAUUUGGUGCUUAUAAGCCAUUUGGGACAUUCUUAUUAUGCUCGACCUCGGGUAGUGCUACCUCUGAGGACCCGGAUUUCAUUUCAGAACAAUUCGUGACAGCCAAUUCUCUUAGUGCUCAAACUCAAGAUCCUAAUUUGGGGUUCCCUUAUGGACAUAUUUUGGAGGAUCUCAAGCGCAAGGCAUUAUGUAAUGUUUACAAGUCCAUUGGAGGGGAAAGAGAUCCACUUGAAGCUAGCAUAAUCACACAACUCCUAGCUGUCGGAGUAGUCUCACAGCAACAGUCCCCUGAUACUAACAAUCUGGUUGGGAAGAUGAAAAAACAUGAAACAAAGUUGUUAAUUCAGAAGAUGAAGAACUCGGACAACGACAAGAGACUGAAUGACAUGAAAAUUUGCAUGGCCAACUUGGAGUGGUACAAGAAGGACUCGAAACGGCAAAAUAUUGGAUACUAUGACAGGUACAGAGAGAAGGGCAAUGAAUCUGACAUCAAUGUUAACGGGUAUAAGAAGAAGCUCAUGAAUUACUGGGAGGACUCUGUCACUGAAGUAGAGAACAAGCCCCAGAUGGAAGGAGCGCAUUUUCGGGUUCGUUGGCUAUGGGGAGGCACAAACUACAGAAGGAUGGUUGAGCCACUUCACAUAGCAGACUACUACAAGGAUGGUGGAAAGAACUACAUAUCUGAUGGGAAAAGGCCUAAACAUUUCAUACUGUUGGAGGAAUGGUUGAAGAAAAAAGACAAACCUCAAGAAGUCCCAAGCAAAGCGAAAAGAGAGUCAGUGGGGGCUAGUUUGAAUGAGGAUUCUUGUUUUUGGGCGCAUGUUGAAGAAGCUCGCAUCCUAUGCACUCUGGUGAAGAAUGGAUCAGUUGAAGAGAAAGAACGUGCACCGCAAGAAUUGAAAAUUUUCGAGGCGUAUGUGUAUGGUUCCCUUAAGAAUUAUGCAUUGUCUCCGGAAAUUUUCUUGGAGAAGAGCAGCUUCAUGCAGUGGUUGAAGGAGUACAAGGGAGUUGUUGAGCAACCCUACUCCUCCUUGCUUCUGGACUUCAUGAAAGAGCGCAAUCACGAGGCAUAUCAGAAAGGAGAGUUCAUCUUUCCAUGAUCCAAAAAUUGAGUUAUAUGCCAAUAAACAUACGAUUUAUCUAGUGUGGUGCUUUUCUUUAUUGUAAUAUUUUCUGUGCUUGGUGUUUCUUCCACGUAGUUUGCUUUGUGUAUGCAAAAAUAAAGUUCAA